Molecule: messenger RNA, 1088 nt
Organism: Malurus melanocephalus (red-backed fairy wren)
Lineage: Eukaryota; Metazoa; Chordata; Aves; Passeriformes; Maluridae
Gene: POLR2E
Product: RNA polymerase II, I and III subunit E
Exons: 8
Coding region: 204-836 (210 amino acids)
Biological process (GO): DNA-templated transcription
Cellular component (GO): RNA polymerase II, core complex; RNA polymerase III complex; RNA polymerase I complex
Molecular function (GO): DNA binding; DNA-directed RNA polymerase activity
Source: RefSeq, a predicted model, not a curated record
GCCGCAGCGACCCAGAGACCCACCCGGGCGGCAGCAGAGGGACCUGCGAUCUCUCCGGAGCCAGCGGCGGGGGCAGAUCGAACCGGACUACAUCUCCCAGAAAGCGCCGCGGUUGAGGCCCCCACGUGCGCCCCGGCGCCGCCUGUGUGUGCGCGCGGGGCAGGCGGCAGCGCGGGCAGCCCGCGGGGGCCUCAGCGGGAAACAUGGACGACGAGGAGGAGACGUACCGGCUGUGGAAGAUCCGCAAGACCAUCAUGCAGCUCUGCCACGACCGUGGGUACCUGGUGACCCAGGACGAGCUGGACCAGACGCUGGAAGAGUUCAAGGCGCAGUUCGGGGACAAACCCAGCGAGGGCCGCCCCCGSCGCACCGACCUGACCGUGCUGGUGGCUCACAACGAUGAUCCCACCGAUCAGAUGUUCGUGUUCUUCCCCGAGGAGCCCAAGGUGGGGAUCAAGACCAUCAAGAUGUACUGCCAGCGCAUGCAGGAGGAGAACAUCACCCGGGCCCUGAUCGUGGUGCAGCAGGGAAUGACCCCCUCGGCCAAGCAGUCCCUGGUCGACAUGGCUCCCAAAUACAUCCUGGAGCAGUUCCUGCAACAGGAGCUUCUCAUCAACAUCACAGAACAUGAGCUGGUGCCAGAGCAUGUGGUCAUGACAAAGGAGGAAGUGACAGAGCUGCUGGCCCGAUACAAACUGAGGGAGAACCAGCUCCCCAGGAUCCAGGCUGGGGACCCCGUGGCUCGGUAUUUUGGGAUAAAGCGUGGCCAGGUGGUGAAAAUCAUCAGGCCCAGCGAGACAGCGGGCAGGUACAUCACCUACAGACUGGUGCAGUGACCCCAGCGGGUGUGAGGAGCAGCUCACAGGCACUCAGAGAUUCCUGCACUUCAGGGAUGGCCAAGGAAAUUCUCUUCCAGGUGCUGUCACUGCACCUCAGUCCCUGUUCUCCAGUUUGGACUUUACAAUAACCCCUCAGUCCCACCAAGGACUCAGCCACAGAGACCUGAAACAAUGGGAAGAAAUGAGUGGGAAAGGCCKUUGCUUCCCUAUUUWAUGGGCUUUURUUUGAAAUAAAGGUUUGUACCCUCA